Lagopus leucura (white-tailed ptarmigan) is the source of this 2257-nucleotide messenger RNA. It is a transcript of the gene LYAR, whose product is annotated as Ly1 antibody reactive. Bases 142 to 1236 code for a protein of 364 amino acids. The record is from RefSeq and is a predicted model, not a curated record. Gene Ontology annotation, molecular function: DNA binding. NCBI's taxonomy places the organism in Eukaryota, Metazoa, Chordata, Aves, Galliformes, Phasianidae. Gene Ontology annotation, cellular component: nucleolus. Gene Ontology annotation, biological process: rRNA processing; negative regulation of transcription by RNA polymerase II. The transcript has 9 exons.
UGAGGGGCGGCCGAGGCGGAAGCGGGGCGACGGGCGCACGUGUGGGGCCGGGCAGCCGUUGGAGACGGCGGUUGUGGGCUGCGCUGUGUGGGGAGGAAAGAGAUCAGCCCCACCUCAUAGCAGCUGCUGACCCUCACCGCCAUGGUCGUCUUCACGUGCAACGCGUGCGGGGAAUCCGUGAAGAAAACACAGGUUGAAAAGCACGUGAACAUUUGCAGACACUGUGAGUGCCUCUCUUGCAUGGACUGUGGCAAGGAUUUCUGGGGUGAUGACUAUAAGGACCAUGUGAAGUGUGUAACCGAAGAUGAGAAGUAUGGUGGAAAAGAUUUUGAAGCCAAAACUAGUAAAGGAGAUGCUAAACAACAGGAGUGGCUUCAGAAAAUUCAUGAAGUAAUGAAGAAACCCAAUAUAAACCCUAAAGUGCGGAACAUUUUGGAGCAAAUGCGUUCCUUUGGUAAUAUUCCAAGAAAAAAAGUAAAAUUUCAGAACUGGAUGAAGAACAGUUUGAGAGUUACUGACAGCACUUUGCAAAAUCAGGUGUGGGAUAUUUUUUCUGAAGCAACUGGAGAUGUGUCAGGUAGAAAAGAACAUGACAAACCACAACAGAAGGAUGGAGUACAGUUUGCAGAAAGUGGGCAGAAAACAAUGGCAGAAGAAAAUGGCAUUACAGAUGGUAAAACCGAGCGGAAAAAGAGUAAGAAAGAACGAAAAGAAGAGAGACAAAAGAACAAUAAGAAGGAGAAAAAAGAUUUGAAAUUAGAAAAUCAGCCUGUGAGCUCAGAAACAAAAAAGAAUAAGAAGUCCAAAAAACAGAAGGAUUGCUUGGAGAAUGAAUUUGAAAUGAAUGGAAACGGCCAUCAGAAUGAAACAGAAGAGGAAACAAAUGUCAGGAAACGCAAAUAUAAACAUGUAGAAGAGGAACCCUGUGUCACAAAAAAGAAAAUGAAAACUGAAAGCAUGUCAGAAGACAUGGAAACAGAAAACACCAAUGGCAAUGAAGAAACUCUUGGAAAAGGUAAAUUCAACUGGAAAGGAACCAUCAAAGCUGUUCUGAAACAGGCUCCAGACAAUGAAAUUUCAAUUAAAAAACUAAGAAAAAAGGUUAUAGCUCAGUACUAUGCAGUAGCUGGUGAACAUCACAAAUCAGAAGAGGAUAUUCUAAUCAUAUUUAAUAAGAAAGUGAACAACAAUCCCAAAUUUAAAGUUUUAAAGGACAAAGUGAAACUCCUGAAAUAAGUUUUCAUCCUUUCCAUAAUGUUUGCAUUGCAGACUGAGUCAAAUCCUGCUGUCAAGUGGAUAGACAUCAUAUAUUGGUCUCAAAUUGUUUGUGUAUGAGAGAACAGAAUUUAAGACUGGAUUCAUCUUCUUUUUCUAGAUCUACUGCAGAAUAUUUUAGGAGUGCUGCAUAUCUGUUUCAGAUAUUUUUUUAAUUUUUAAGGAAAAUGUCUAUUUUUUGUACAAGUUUUAAGAGGCAUUGAAAAUAACAGGCAACAGCUAUAUUAAAAUUCUUCCGGGAAUGGAUUUUAUUUAUAGGCACGAAUGUUUAUCAGGACCAGGGUAGAAACUAUUUUAAGAGCAAUAGGAUUUUCAUAUUCAAAACCUCACUGUAGAAAAAUGUUUUGUUAUGAUACAGUUAAAAAAAUUGUAUGACUGAUAGUUCCUUUAUGCACUGUAACUUUAAUAACCUCUUAAUUUUGUGCUGUGAAGUGCAUAAUUACAAUGUCUGUAAGAUUUAUGUAUGUAAAAUUGCACAUUCAGUGAAUAUCUGAAGACUGUUACCUGUACAUGCAUAGCUACUUGGUGUUAUAAUUAGCACUACAACUGACUAAAUAAGUGAUGUCACUUAGACUAAAAAUUGACCAACAAAAUAAAUGACUGUAAAAUACCACCUUAAAUUUGUUAAAUCUUGUCAGUUUACGAUUGUACCAAAAAAAGAAACAAACCAACCCAGAAGAAAUCUGUGCAUGAAAUCCACAAACUAUAUAUAUAUUUUUUUGUACUUUGCAGUCACUGAAAGAAUGUUAAAAGGUAGAAAUCUUAAAAUACCUGAAUUUGUAAAACUAGUGAAUAUAUUAGAAGUGCGAAAAUGUUAAAUGUCUGGGUCCAGUUUCUCUGAGUACAUAUUUGUCUUGUUUAUAAGAAAAAAUUACAAUGGAAGUCCAUAAUAAGUUUCUCUCUUCACUAAAUGGUUGUUUUCCAGUUCAUGAAAAUGGCUUUGGAUGUAUGUGAAUAAAGUUUAUUUACAGCCCUGGGAAAA